Effrenium voratum is the source of this 354-nucleotide messenger RNA. The record is from the annotation of a GenBank genome assembly. NCBI's taxonomy places the organism in Eukaryota, Dinophyceae, Suessiales, Symbiodiniaceae.
AUGGGCCCGGAGCAUCCCCAGAGCCUCAGCAGCAUGGGCAACUUGGCUGGGCUUUUGAAGGAGAAAGGUGACCUGGAGGAGGCCGAGACGCUCUUCCGCCAGUCUUUGGAGCAUAGGCGGAAGCAGCUUGGGGAGACUCAUCCAGACACGCUCGCCAGCAUGCACAAUUUGGCCGGGGGUUUGACGGACACUGGCGACGCGGACAAAACGGAGGAGGCAGAGCGCCUUUACCAAGAUUGCCUUUGUGAGAGCAGGGCUGCCUUGGGUGACAUGCAUCCGCACACCCUGGGCACCAUGGAACAGUUGGCCACCCUGAUGCAGGGCGCUGGACCUUGCAGAAGGGCUCUUCCGUGA